AUGCUUCGGUCCGUUACUCGUUUCUCGCGCGGCCUUGCCGGCAUCAAUUCAUCGUCCCCUUGCCGUCGAGCCUUCACAUACGCGGCCAAGCAUACAAUCUUUCCUGCGACCUUAUAUCGUACCGAUAUGCAGUUCGAGCGCAUAUCAGAGCUUUAUGACCUAUCCAUGCAGAUCGAUGGCUGGGCAGACCGCGAAGGAGUGGAAAUCUCCAAGGACGGCCUAGUACAUCCAAACAUCUGUCAACGUGUAUCAAAUGGGGCACAGCUGACGCCCAAUAUACACUUAAUGCACGAGAUGACAGGUAAUGCAGUCGACUACUAUAUCUACGCGUUGGAGAAUGGUCACCCUCCGGCCGCCGAUCCUCAUUUCGUUUGUAUCCCCAAAGGGACUGUUAUCCCGAAGCACUUGACGCUGUUCCAUGAGAAAGCAUGGCAAUUCUCCCUACAGCCUACAUAUCCCAUGUCGAUAGACGGCGAACGGAUAGAAUUGAACAAGGCCAUUGCUCGGUUCUAUUACACAUCUGGCCGCAUCUAUCCUCUCAAACUGGAAGGAGAGGAUUUCAUGUCUACGCCUUGGGGACCGGCGGUUUGGCAAGCAAAAUGUGAAGAUGAAGAUGAGGAGGGAUGGAUGAAGCAAUGA
Molecule: messenger RNA, 639 nt
Organism: Penicillium paradoxum
Lineage: Eukaryota; Fungi; Ascomycota; Eurotiomycetes; Eurotiales; Aspergillaceae
Exons: 4
Coding region: 1-639 (212 amino acids)
Source: RefSeq, a predicted model, not a curated record